GAUUAAUAUUGAUGAAUAUUUUAGUGUAGAAAAGACAAAAACUGUGGCAGAAGAGAGAAUUAAACCUCACUCAGUAGCGAGUAACGUUUACGGAGCUGACCUACUAUAAACAUAUUAAGCAAAGGACACGUCAUCUUAAUAUUUUGUUAUCUUUGCAUAGCAGUAUCAACAGAUCAGAGCACCAUGAAGUCCUACACAGCAUUUGGAGAAAUUCCAACGUGUCCUGUGAUAAUGCAGCGUGACAAUAAGGAUGGUGGGGAUAAGAAAAAAGUAAUUGUUAUUAUUCCUGGAAAUCCCGGUUAUAAGGCUUUUUACGACGAGUUUGCUUUGGAACUCUAUAAUACAUUGGACAAAGAAAUUCCAAUUAUUCAGACGGGACAUCUUGGACAAGAGCGAUUAUGUCGUCAUUACGAUAGAAAUUUGCCUCCUUUAAACGACAAUAAACAGCUGUAUGGUUUAGAUAAUCAAGUAAAGCACAAGAUUGACAUAAUUAAGAAUGCAGUGCCUGAAAAUCAUGAGAUUUUUCUUGUUGGACAUUCCAUUGGUAGUUGGAUGAUUUUGGAAAUGCUGAAGAAUACUGAAAUAAGGAAACAAACAAAAAAAUGUUUUCUCCUGUUUCCCACUAUAGAGAGAAUGGCUGAGAGUCCCAAUGGACAAAUAUUUUGCAGAUAUAACGCUCUAUUUGCUCCACUUUUAAUUUUCUUGACAAAACUAUUUUGUCUUGCUCCACGAUUCCUCCGAAACUUCAUUGUAAGUCUCUAUCUCUACAUGUCAUUCCUGGAUGGAAAACUAAAAAUCAUUCUCAGACGUUUUAUUCAUCCAGAAGUUGUUCAACGAAGCCUCGUUCUGGCUCAAGAGGAAAUGAUUCGUGUCCGGGACUUAGACAUAAGAAUCAUUGAGGAAAAUAAAAGUGUUCUUAAAUUAUACUACGGUACCACAGAUGGAUGGGUCCCAGUGCAAUACUAUGAGGAAAUAUGCCAAAAAAUUCCUGAAAUUGAUGCUGAACUUGAUAGUGAUAACAUAGAACAUGCAUUUGUGCUCAAAUCAUCGAAAGUGAUGGCACAAAAAACUUCUUUGUGGAUCAAAAAUCUUGUGGAAUGAAUUUUACGAAUUUUAUAUUUACUUAGAUCAAUAUAAGAUUGAUUGGAAAAUUGUAA
Molecule: messenger RNA, 1157 nt
Organism: Lutzomyia longipalpis
Lineage: Eukaryota; Metazoa; Arthropoda; Insecta; Diptera; Psychodidae
Gene: sturkopf
Product: lipid droplet-associated hydrolase
Exons: 2
Coding region: 184-1101 (305 amino acids)
Biological process (GO): lipid storage
Cellular component (GO): lipid droplet
Molecular function (GO): lipase activity
Source: RefSeq, a predicted model, not a curated record